GAAGACUGUUCCAUCUUCUUUUAUAAUCUCAUCUCCAUCGUCGUCUUCAUUUCUCUCUACAUCUUCCAAGCUCGAAGAACAGCCUUCGCUUUGAAAAAGUCAAACGCUUUUUUUUAUCAGUGUUCAAAAUUAAAUCGAAAAUUCUCUCCUACUCGAAUUCCGGCAAUGGAUGGUGGAGAUUUGGGGCGACUCGCCGGCACCGAGAUUCAUGGAUUCCAUACAAUGAAAGAUUUGGAUGUUCAAACUAUGUUUGAAGAAGCAAAGUCAAGAUGGUUACGUCCAAAUGAAAUUCAUGCUAUACUUUCCAACCACAAAUACUUCACGAUCCAUGUGAAGCCGGUGAACUUGCCCAAAAGUGGUACUAUAGUAUUGUUUGACCGAAAGAUGCUCAGAAACUUCAGAAAAGAUGGUCAUAACUGGAAAAAGAAAAAGGAUGGAAAGACUGUUAAAGAAGCUCACGAACACUUAAAAGUUGGUGAUGAAGAAAGGAUUCAUGUAUACUAUGCACAUGGCCACGAUAAUCCAACUUUUGUUCGGAGGUGUUACUGGCUGCUUGAUAAGAAUCUGGAAAACAUAGUUCUUGUUCACUAUCGUGAAACAAAGGAGUUGCAGGGUUCUCCAGCCACACCUGUGAAUUCAAAUUCCUGUUUAACUGAUCAGUCUACUACUUUGCUUCUUACUGAGGAGUUUGAUUCUGGGGCUACUAAUGCAUAUUAUGCAGAUCCCAGUGAGAGAAUUAAAGCAAAUCAUGAAACGACUCUUCAUGAGAUUAAUACGCUUGAAUGGGAUGAGCUUCUGGCGACAAAUGAUACCAACGGCUCAACUGUACCUAUUGGAGACAAGAAUUCUACUUUCUUUGACCAAUGGAACCAAAAAACAGUUAAUGGCCUCUCAUGUGAUGGUGGCCCCAUCCCUGCCUAUGAUUCAUCAACAGAUAUAGCAUUGCUUGACAGUUUGGCUGAGCCAGUUGCUCACAGUAACAAUGCCUACCUCAACAACCCAGGGGCUGUUUAUUAUCAGAUAUCAGGUGCCCAAGUAAAUUCUAACGUGCAGAGUGAAGACUCUGGUGCCAUAGGGACAGUUGAACCAUUGGACCUUUUGGUCAAUGGUGGUUUACAAAGUCAGGACAGUUUUGGAAAGUGGAUAAACAACACUUUGACUGAAUUACCAUGUUCAAUGGGUGAUCCUGUGUUAGAAUCAUCGAAUUCAUCUGGUCACGAUUCAUUCACCUCGCGAGAGCAAAUAUUUAGCAUAACUGAAGUAUCACCUGCAUGGGCCUAUUCAACUGAAAAGACAAAGAUUUUAGUCACUGGAGUCUUUCAUCAAGCUUAUCAACAUCUUGCUAAGUCCAAUUUGUUUUGUGUAUGCGGUGAUGUAUGUUACCCAGCAGAAACUAUUCAAGUUGGGGUUUAUCGCUGUUUGUUAUCACAACAUGCCCCAGGAUCUGUGAAGCUGUAUAUGAGUCUCGAUGGCCGUAAACCCAUCAGCCAAGUUCUUAGUUUCGAGUAUCGUGCUCCUUUAUUGCAUGACCCAGUAGUUUCUCUAGAAGAUGAGUCCAGGUGGGAGGAGUUCCGGUUGCAGAUGAGGCUUGCUUAUUUGCUCUUCUCAACUUCCAAGAGCCUUAAUAUUCUCUCCAGUAAAGUGUCACCAACUUCAGUGAAGGAGGCUAGGAAGUUUGAUCAAAAGACUAGCAACAUAUCUAAUAGCUGGACUUAUUUGAUUCAGUCAAUUGAAGCAAAAAGAGCUUCAUUUACACAAGCAAAAGGAAGUUUAUUUGAAAUUGCUUUAAAGACCAGGCUAAAGGACUGGCUGUUGGAAAGAAUAAUUGAUGGCAGUAAAACAACCGAACAUGAUACUCAAGGUCAAGGAGUGAUUCAUUUGUGUGCCAUUCUUGGUUAUACCUGGGCUAUUUAUCUAUUUUCAUGGUCCGGUUUGUCGCUCGAUUUUCGUGAUAAAAAUGGAUGGACAGCUCUGCAUUGGGCAGCAUAUUAUGGCCGGGAAAAAAUGGUUGCUGUUCUUUUGUCUGCAGGGGCAAAACCAUACUUGGUGACAGACCCCACCACCCAAAAUCCGGGUGGUUGCACUGCUGCCGAUCUUGCAUCUUUGAACGGUUAUGAUGGACUAGCUGCUUAUCUUUCGGAAGAGGCUCUAGUGGUACAUUUCAAUGAUAUGGCACUAGCCGGGAACGCUAGUGGCUCUCUCCAAACCAGUAGAAUAGAGGCAGCAAACCUCAUUAACCUUAACGAAGAUGAACUAUAUUUGAGGGAAACUUUAGCAGCUUAUAGGACAGCGGCUGAUGCUGCUGCACGUAUAAACACUGCUUUUAGAGAGCAUUCCUUCAAAGUACGAGCUAAAGCAGUCGAGUCUAGCAAUGCAGAGGAUGAAGCAAGAAGUAUAAUUGCUGCUAUGAAGAUUCAACAUGCCUUUCGCAACUAUGAUGCCAAAAGAAAAAUGUCUGCUGCUGGUCGCAUCCAGUAUCGGUUCCGUACUUGGAAGAUGCGUAAAGAUUUCCUUAAUAAGCGUCGCCAGGCUAUCAAAAUCCAAGCCGCUUUCCGGGGCUUCCAAGCGAGGAGGCAGUACCGUAAGAUUGUAUGGUCAGUCGGUGUACUUGAAAAAGCGAUUCUGCGAUGGCGACUAAGGAGAAAAGGUUUUCGUGGACUACAAGUAAACACAGACGAAGCAGUUGAAGAGCAAAAGUCGGAAUGUUUCACAGAAGAAGCAUACUUCCAAAGCAGCCGAAAACAAGCUGAAGAACGUGUCGAGAAAGCUGUUAUACGAGUUCAAUCUAUGUUCCGUUCAAAGAAAGCACAGCAAGAAUACCUGAGAAUGAAGUUGGCUCAUGAUCUAGCAACGUUGGAAUACAAAAGCCUUCUCGGCCCUCUUUCCGAUAUGGAGCUCAAAGAAAGUAGAAACUAGAGGAUCAAGGAAAAGUACAGCAUAGAGACGUGGUAGUUCCGUAUGUAUAUAAGAACAUUAAGAUUAAUCUACAUCUCAAGUACGGUAACUCUCCAUGAAACCGGAGCAUAUAUGGUGUACGUAUCUAGUUGAUACAAAUAAAUACUCUCUAGAAUUAGGUUAA
This is a messenger RNA of Hibiscus syriacus, 3079 nucleotides long. Its product is annotated as calmodulin-binding transcription activator 5-like. Gene Ontology annotation, molecular function: transcription coregulator activity; protein binding; double-stranded DNA binding. The record is from RefSeq and is a predicted model, not a curated record. Lineage: Eukaryota; Viridiplantae; Streptophyta; Magnoliopsida; Malvales; Malvaceae. Gene Ontology annotation, biological process: regulation of transcription by RNA polymerase II. The transcript has 14 exons. Gene Ontology annotation, cellular component: nucleus. Bases 166 to 2916 code for a protein of 916 amino acids.